CUCUGUCCUGUACCACAACCUGCAUCCGCAGUCGCAGCCGCAGCAGCGUCUCUCACACCGCUCACACCACCGGGACUGCCAGUCCUUAGAGGCAGUGUUUACAGCAAUAACCCGUCACACACGAAGACCCGCGACCUACAGACAACAUGGUGAACUUCACUGUGGAUCAGAUUCGUGCCAUCAUGGACAAGAAGGCCAACAUCAGGAACAUGUCUGUGAUUGCCCAUGUGGAUCAUGGGAAGUCCACGCUGACUGAUUCUCUAGUGUCCAAAGCGGGGAUCAUUGCUUCGUCUCGUGCUGGGGAGACCCGCUUCACAGACACACGCAAAGACGAGCAGGAGCGCUGCAUUACCAUCAAAUCAACGGCCAUUUCCCUGUACUAUGAGCUUGGAGACAACGACUUGCUGUUUAUCAAGCAGUGUAAAGAUGGAAACGGCUUCCUCAUCAACCUGAUUGAUUCUCCGGGUCAUGUCGACUUCUCCUCUGAGGUCACUGCUGCUCUCAGGGUAACUGAUGGAGCCCUUGUGGUGGUAGACUGCGUCUCAGGUGUGUGUGUACAGACUGAGACUGUACUGCGGCAGGCCAUUGCUGAGCGCAUCAAGCCUGUUCUGAUGAUGAACAAGAUGGACCGGGCCCUGCUUGAGCUGCAGCUGAAGCCCGAGGAGCUCUUCCGGACCUUCCAACGUAUUGUGGAGAAUGUUAAUGUCAUUAUCUCCACCUAUGGAGAGGAUGAGGGGGGACCCAUGGGGAACAUCAUGGUUGACCCCAUGAUCGGUACAGUCGGGUUCGGCUCAGGUCUCCAUGGCUGGGCCUUCACCCUGAAGCAGUUUGCUGAGAUGUAUGUGGCCAAGUUCAGUGCUAAAGGAGAAGCUCAGCUGGGACCAGCAGAUAGGUGUAAGAAAGUGGAGGACAUGAUGAAGAAACUGUGGGGAGACAGAUAUUUUGAUCCAAGUGCUGGAAAAUUCAGUAAAACAGCCACCGGCCCUGAUGGUCAGAAAUUUCCUCGCACUUUUUGUCAGCUUGUUUUGGAUCCCAUCUUUAAGGUGUUUGAUGCCAUCAUGAAUUUCAAAAAGGACGAGACAGCCAAACUAAUUGAGAAGCUGGACAUCAAACUGGACUCGGAGGACAAGGAGAAGGAGGGGAAGCCCCUCCUGAAGGCCGUGAUGCGUCGCUGGCUGCCUGCCGGAGAGGCCCUGCUCCAGAUGAUCACCAUCCACCUGCCCUCCCCGGUCACUGCGCAGAGAUACCGCUGUGAGCUGCUCUAUGAAGGGCCUGGAGAUGACGAGGCUGCCAUGGGUAUUAAAAACUGCGACUCCAAGGCUCCUCUGAUGAUGUACAUUUCCAAAAUGGUCCCAACCACUGACAAGGGUCGUUUCUACGCCUUUGGCCGUGUGUUUUCUGGAUGUGUGUCAACAGGCUUGAAGGUACGAAUCAUGGGGCCAAACUUCACCCCUGGCAAGAAAGAGGACCUCUACAUCAAACCCAUCCAGAGGACCAUUCUGAUGAUGGGCCGGUAUGUGGAGCCUAUUGAAGAUGUCCCAUGUGGCAACAUUGUGGGUCUUGUUGGAGUAGACCAGUUCCUGAUUAAGACAGGGACCAUUACCACCUUUGAACAAGCCCACAACAUGAGGGUAAUGAAGUUCAGCGUGAGCCCUGUGGUCAGAGUUGCUGUGGAGGCUAAGAACCCCGCUGACCUACCCAAACUGGUAGAGGGUCUGAAGCGCCUGGCCAAAUCUGACCCCAUGGUGCAGUGUAUUAUCGAGGAGUCCGGGGAGCACAUCGUCGCUGGAGCUGGAGAGCUGCACCUGGAAAUCUGCCUGAAAGACCUGGAAGAGGACCACGCCUGCAUCCCACUGAAAAAAUCAGACCCGGUCGUGUCUUACAGAGAGACGGUGACAGAAGUGUCAGAGCAGAUGUGUCUGUCCAAAUCCCCCAACAAGCACAAUCGUCUGUUCAUGAAGUCCCGUCCGUUCCCAGAUGGCCUGGCUGAAGAUAUCGAGAAGGGGGAGGUCAGUGCUCGGCAGGAACUCAAAGCUCGUGCACGUUACCUCGCCGACAAGUAUGAGUGGGAGGUGACAGAAGCCAGGAAGAUCUGGUGCUUUGGUCCAGAUGGGACUGGGCCCAACCUGCUGAUAGACAUGACGAAGGGAGUUCAGUACCUCAACGAGAUCAAGGACAGUGUGGUGGCUGGUUUCCAGUGGGCAACUAAAGAGGGUGCUCUGUGUGAGGAGAACAUGCGUGCGAUUCGCUUUGACAUCCAUGAUGUGACUCUGCACGCGGACGCCAUUCACCGCGGCGGAGGACAGAUUAUUCCCACAGCUCGCAGGGUCUUGUACGCCUGCCAGCUCACUGCUCAGCCACGUCUCAUGGAGCCUAUUUACCUGGUGGAGAUACAGUGUCCAGAGCAGGCAGUCGGUGGUAUCUAUGGUGUGCUGAACAAGAAACGAGGUCACGUGUUUGAGGAAUCCCAGGUGAUGGGCACUCCCAUGUUUGUGGUGAAAGCCUACCUGCCUGUCAACGAGUCCUUUGGGUUCACAGCUGACCUGCGCAGUAACACUGGAGGCCAGGCCUUUCCCCAGUGUGUGUUUGACCACUGGCAGAUUCUCCAGGGAGACCCCAGCGACCCUGCCACCAGACCCUUUCAAGUUGUCGCUGAAAUUAGGAAACGCAAAGGUCUGAAAGAGGGUAUUCCCGCCCUUGACAACUACUUGGACAAAUUGUAAUCACUAAGCCUGGAUUAUUAAAUACCAAAUCAGUCUUUAAACCCUACCCCGUGGGCACUUUGCACAGGCUUAAAGAUACAUCGCACAAAUUGUUUUGACUUUGAGUCUGGAGUAGAAACAAAACUUCGGUUUUAGGCUAGUGAAAGCCAUGAUGCUUUUUUUUCAUUUCACAGCUACAGUACACCAAGUGCCUAGGGUGAGGGUUUUUGGGAACAAUUUGAUCAAAGCAGUUGUAUUAUCAGUUCCUUGUUUUUUUCUUUUCCUCCAAAUCACCAUCCUCCUUUCACCUCAAACUUGUUGGGAUGGGCCUGUACAGUGCACUGUGAUACUGCUGCAAUAAUGCAUUUUUAAAUGGAUGGUGGCCAGAUCAAACCAGUGUUACAAAAGUCAGGUUCCCUGGAUUGGACCUUUGUUCAGUGGAUGUAAUGAAUAAAAACAUUAAACUCAUGAUGAAAUUGCA
Monopterus albus (swamp eel) is the source of this 3183-nucleotide messenger RNA. It is a transcript of the gene eef2b, whose product is annotated as eukaryotic translation elongation factor 2b. NCBI's taxonomy places the organism in Eukaryota, Metazoa, Chordata, Actinopteri, Synbranchiformes, Synbranchidae. Bases 147 to 2723 code for a protein of 858 amino acids. Gene Ontology annotation, molecular function: ribosome binding; GTPase activity; GTP binding. Gene Ontology annotation, cellular component: ribonucleoprotein complex; cytosol. The transcript has 14 exons. Gene Ontology annotation, biological process: translational elongation. The record is from RefSeq and is a predicted model, not a curated record.